AUGGAGUACCUGAGGAAGAAAGCCCGGCAAAGCCAUGAAGCGAUAGUUACAGACACCACCCUCCAACGCACUGUACGCUAUGGCGAAAAGGCUCUCCGUGCUGCUCCUUCGGUCGCUGGGCAAUACCUCCUCCAGAAGGCCCCAAUCAUUCAGUGGCUCCCCAAGUACAAUCCGAGGUGGUUUCUCAACGACACUCUAGCUGGAAUCACAGUGGGCGUGCUGCUCAUCCCUCAGUCACUUGCGUACGCAAAGAUUGCCACAAUUCCAGGGCAGUAUGGCCUUAUGUCGAGUUGGCUACCCAACUUCCUCUACCUUAUCAUGGGCACCUCAAAAGAUCUCUCAACCGGUCCUACAUCACUCAUGGGUCUGUUGACUGCCGAGAUUAUCGAAGACGUUUCGAAAGAUGGAUACAGUCCCCAGGCCAUUGCAUCGGCCGUCGCCAUGUCUGUUGGUAUAUACUCCAUGGCGCUCGGCUUGCUGAAAUUGGGAUUCCUGCUGGAAUUUAUAUCUGUACCAGUCUUGAGCGGCUUCAUCUCAGCAGCAGCCAUUGUCAUUAUGCUUGGUCAAAUUCCAUCCCUAUUCGGAAUCACAGUUCGCUCCGGGACAGCCAACAUUAUACACGACCUCUUCGCUAAAAUACCCCAAUAUGAUGGCCCCACCUGUGGAGUUGGUCUGGGUGGGAUAUUGCUGCUCUAUCUCAUGCAGAAGAUGGGCCAACGCUGGGGAAAGAAGAACAAGGCCAUCUGGCUACUAGCACUUGGACGCAGUGCUGUGGUCCUUGUUCUUUUCACGGGUAUCUCAUACGCUGUCAACAAGGGGAAGGACGAUCCAGUUUGGGCGCUUAGCAAGGUCAAGUCUGAUGGCAUCGCAACGCCCCGCAUGCCCGACACAACGCUCUUCAGCAAAGUAUUUGCUCGUUCCAUUGCCCCCUUUAUAGCUGCGGCGCUUGAACAUCUGGCCAUCGCUAAGGCAUUUGGUCGAAAGAACGGAUAUGUGACCGAUGCUGCCCAAGAACUCGUCUAUCUUGGCUUCGCCAACUUCUUCAAUUCGUUCUUUUCAUCCAUGUCUGUUGGAGGCGCCAUGUCGCGGACUGCAGUCAACUCUGAGUCUGGGGUCAAGUCACCUGCCUACGGUCUAGUUGCUGGUGGCGUAGUCAUCCUGAGCAUCUUCAAGCUUUCGCCAGCACUAUAUUGGAUCCCCAAAGCCACACUAGCAGCCAUCAUUGUCACAGCAGUAUGGCACAUUGUAGUCCCCGUCCAAGUUUUCUACAGCUACUGGCGCACCUCUGUAAUCGACUUCAUCACCUCCAUGCUCGCCUUCUGGCUCACCCUCUUCGUCUCAUCCGAAGUCGGCAUCGGUACGGCGGUCGGCUUCAACAUUGUCUAUCACCUCCUCUUCAUGGCCUUCCACCGCGUCCGCCGUGUCACAUCCAUCACUGUAGAAUCAAACGCGCGUAUACCAGGUACACAUGCCGUCCCCAUGGACACCCAGGUCUUCCGCAUCCACCAAUCGAUGCUCUUCUACAACGCAUACCACAUCAAGAACCAGUGCCUCGACAACGUCCAAACAUACAACUCGGGCGAUGUCGCAACACUAGAGGCUGCGCACGCAAACCGCAACUGGAGUGUCGCUGGCAAAGACCGCGCUGCGCGUCUCCGUUCUAAAGCAGACAUUAUCGACGAACCUGUUCAAAUCCGCAACGUCGUCAUCGAUAUGCGUGCCAUGCACAACAUUGACACCACUGGUCUGACUGCGCUCAAAGACCUCAAAGCCGAUAUUGAGGCCUUUGGCGGUAAGAACACACAAUUUAGACUUGUCGGACUGAACGAGCGGGUGCGCGAGCGCUUUGCACGGUUUGAAUGGAAUUUACGCGAUGCACCGGCUAUUGAUGGUGAUGAUGCGGAGAGGAAGGGUACCCGUGUGUACGAGUCACUUGAGGACGCUGUGUUUAGGCGGUCGAGGACUUUUUCGACAGAUGAGAUUACAGUUGAGCCGGUUGAGGUGCACAUUGUAGGGGACGAGAAGGAGAAGGUGUAG
This is a messenger RNA of Bipolaris oryzae ATCC 44560, 2037 nucleotides long. RefSeq lists its product as uncharacterized. Gene Ontology annotation, cellular component: membrane. The transcript is spliced from 2 exons. Gene Ontology annotation, biological process: transmembrane transport. Gene Ontology annotation, molecular function: sulfate transmembrane transporter activity. The record is from RefSeq and is a predicted model, not a curated record. Bases 1 to 2037 code for a protein of 678 amino acids. Lineage: Eukaryota; Fungi; Ascomycota; Dothideomycetes; Pleosporales; Pleosporaceae.